Molecule: messenger RNA, 2590 nt
Organism: Archocentrus centrarchus (flier cichlid)
Lineage: Eukaryota; Metazoa; Chordata; Actinopteri; Cichliformes; Cichlidae
Product: calcium homeostasis modulator protein 5
Exons: 2
Coding region: 149-1081 (310 amino acids)
Cellular component (GO): plasma membrane
Molecular function (GO): monoatomic cation channel activity
Source: RefSeq, a predicted model, not a curated record
UUGGCAGAUGAGCUUUUGUCUCACUGUGUAAAACAGCACAGAGGAAGUGACUCCAGGCUACAGUGGCACUUGGCUGCUUCCCCUUUUUAUCCUCUGCUCUUUCAGCUGGGCUUCUUUCUGUGUGUGUCUCAAACCCUUGGCUGACAUCAUGGAUAACUUGAGGACUGUCUGGCGUUUCUUCAUGGACCAGAAAUCCACCAUUGGCUACAGCUUCAUGGCUCUGCUGACUGUAGGCGGGGAGCGAGUUUUCUCCAUGGUCUCCUUCCAGUGUCCCUGCAACCACGACCAGAACUUUGCUUAUGGUUUGACGUUUCUGCUGGGUCCGGCCGCAGUGCUGCUGGUCUUUGGCUUUUUGUCCAGCACCAGAUUUUGGAGGCUCUACACCGGGUGCUGCCUCGAUCCCAUGAAGCUUUGCCCCCGUGGGAACUGUUUGGGCUGUUUCAGGGUGUUCCUGAGCGUUUUUACUGGGGCUUGUGUGGCUCCUGUGAUGUGGCUCUCUGUGGCCCUGCUCAAUGGAACCUUUUAUGAGUGUGCUGUCAGCGGUCUUGAUGAUAAUCUGGUGGUCAAUCUCUUCUGUAAAAACAAGACUCUGACGUGUCGGGAGGAACUGGCCCGGGUGCCCUGUGACCGGUCCAAACUGUCUAGUAAUGAGCGCAUGGAGCUGCUACUAAUGCUCAGGUCCCAGUCUCAGAUUCUCGGCUGGUGCAUUAUCAUUAUCACAGCUACUGUCGGCCUUCUGGGGACCUGCUGCAAAAACUGUCGCUCCAAAGUGAGCUACCUGCAGCUUAAAUUUAGGAAAAUCUACAUAGAGAAAGAAAAGGAACGCUUUGAUGCCUUCGCUUUAGAGUACGCCACCAAACUGGCUGAGAGAAACCUGCAGAGCUUCUUUGAGAACAAGAAGCCUCAGCCGUUCCCUUUUCCCAACCACAAAGCCUGGGAAGAGAUCUCUGCGCACUACACGUUUUCCAGGAGCGAGCAGUAUUACAGCAGCCUGCAGCGCUACGUGGAGAGAGGAGACAGGGACUUCACACCGGAGGAGAGACCUGUCAUGGACUUGGAGUACGGGAUAGAGAUGAACUAGAAAGCAUCUGCCAGCAGAUGUUCAGGGAACUGACCGAUGAUGAAGAGACUGUAUCUUCUUCAUCACUGUUUUUGUUCAGGACUCUAUUGUGUGUGCAAGUCUGACCGAGGGAAAGCUGGCACAGCUGCCUCAGUGUGUUAAACAAUGAAUGUGGGCUUUAAAAGACUGAUAUACAACCUUCUCUAACACAUGAAGGUCAUAAGAGGUGUCAGGACCUGCUCAACUGUACAAAGGUGUCAGGAGCUAAGGCUGACAGGUAUAAAGAAGUCUGUAACACAGUGACGAGCUUUAUUACGACUUUUUAUUUAACUCUGUUUAAAUGUUAGCUUUGUUAGACCAGAACACCGUUCUAACCGUCGCUGUUUAAAGGGCUGCGUGGUGGGAAAGAGGCAGCAGGUGAGUGCAGGUGAGAACAGGUGCGGUGUUGUUAAUCACCGCAGAGCUUUGUUACACAACAAUUGGAGCAGCUUAACCAUCUUGUAGGUGUAAGUUUUAAAUGAAAACAAGCGUCUCAGGGUCCAGGAAGAGGCUCAGAUAACCUGCAGCAGAGGAGCCUCAGUAACAGGUCAGUUUUACUGAAGCCAGUAUGAAAGGCACAUGUUCAUGCCCACUGUCUAUACUUCAAAAUGUCAGUCUGUAAAAUAAAAACACUAAGAUUAAUGUGUUUCAAUAACCUGUUUCUGCCUCUGCACAUAAAUAUUAACUUGCUCACAGAUUCUGACUUUGAUGAGACUGGAUCCAUAAAGGUCACGUGACCAGUGAAGGAGUAAUGCACCACUCACAUAACAACAGAGAGAUUAUAUCAGCUCAGUCACUACAAAGACAUCACAGUUCAGACUCAUCCUCAUCAUGAGGAGUCCUUUGCUUCUAUAUAAGGCCCACGGCAAAUUAAAGGAAAACCACCUCAGUAUCAGUGCUCCUCUCCUGGAAGACCUGAUAUACAAUCCUUCAAAAAGCCCUUUCUUAAUUUGGUGUUUUCAUAGUGGUUCAGAGUGCUGUCAUAUUUAUCGUAUCAUAUCAUUUUCCUGGUCCACAGACAGCCCACAGUGGGUCAGAACAGUCCUUCUGUCAGUGUAUAUAUAUAAUAUAUAUUUUUUGUGUAUCUGUUGCUUGAUUCCUUUGUUAUAGUAUGGGACCAUGGGGGGGAGGUCUUUAUCAGUAGGUAAAGCUCAUGAAUAUACAGUUAAGUCAUAAAUUCAUGCCCUCCUUCACAUUUUACAAAGUUGUCCAGUGGCCAGAUUGGAGUCUUUGCCAGGCCAUUUCUGACUACUGAGCCUUAUGUUUAACACCCCUGCCUAAACUCAUUUAGUGUCACCUCCUGCCAUGUGGAUGGUGGUCUCCUCAUCCCAUCAAGACAGAAAUACUUCAUCAUGGGUUACAGGAAAUCAGAACAUUUGGUAUUAACAGCACAGCAGCUGCACUAUUAAAAACUGCUCGUCUGAGAGAUGCAGUCAACAAACACUUGAACUUCAGAGAGUCAAACUAUGCAGCUCAGCUUCAGCUCUUGUU